This is a messenger RNA of Nicotiana tabacum (common tobacco), 1289 nucleotides long. The record is from RefSeq and is a predicted model, not a curated record. Lineage: Eukaryota; Viridiplantae; Streptophyta; Magnoliopsida; Solanales; Solanaceae.
GCACGAGAUGCUUGUACAGGUGGCUGCCUUUAUUCCUUUAAUGUAUAUGUGUUUGUGCACAUACUAUUCCUUGUUCAAAAUAGGAAUGUUGACAUUUUAUUCACUGACUCCAAGACAAACAAGUUCAGUCAGUUUGCUUAUGAUAUGCUCGAUGGUUGCACGCUAUGCUCCUCCUAUUUCAUACAACUUUCUCAACCUUAUCCAUCUUGACAACCGUGCAAAGACUAUCUUUGAAAAGAGAAUGGGGAAUAUUGAUGAUGCAGUCCCAUUCUUUGGAAGAAAUUUCAAUAAAAUAUAUCCGCUUAUUAUGGUCAUCUACACCUUAAUGGUUGCGAGCAACUUUUUUGAUCGAGUCCUUAGCUAUUUUGGGAACUGGAAAAUUUUCAAAUUCCUGAGUGAAGAGACUGAUGAUUUUGAUGGAUUUGACCCCUCAGGACUCAUUAUUGUGCAAAAAGAACGUUCUUGGCUUGAACAAGGACAUAAAGUAGGUGAGCUAGUUGUUCCAUUGGCUAGGAAUUUCCAAAAUGCAAGCUUGGAUCUUGAAUCUGGCGGCAAUAAUAUGCUCCAGGAAGCAAAACCAUCAACAAGACAGAGGGAAGACGAUAAUGUUAGCCAUUCAAAACCUCUAAAAGGAGAGGCACAAUAUGAGAACAGCAAAGAGGGGAUCAGUGGAAAGUACAAGGCAAAAAGAGCAAGACAGAUGAAGAGAGGAAAUAGCAUAAGUUCAAAUGAGAAGAGCAGGGACCGCCCCUUGUCUUCACGGGACGAAAGCUCCAUGAUGGAUAUGCAAGUUCAACCUUCUAGAAGCUUAUCCUCAACAUGGAGAUCAAUGAAAACAGGUUUUAGCAACUUCAAGUCUAACAUGGAAUCAAAGGGAUUCGUCCCUUUACAUCAAGUUCAAGAUGCAGGACACAGUCGUGCUUCCUCAACUGAAUCCCUGGAUGAAAUAUUUGAGAAGAUAAAGAGGCCAGGUUCAGAAUCUACAAACUAUGACAGUGACGAUGAUGUUUACGAAAUGAGCCUGAAAAGUUCAAAACCAAGAAGAUAAUAUAUGUAAAAUUUUGUCAGAGAGCAGGCUACCAAUUUUGUGCCAGAAUCAGGAUAUUGGUUGUAAAGUUUGUUCAAUAUUCUUGUCUCUAAGUAGCAGGUUUCUGCGUUGCAGAUCCUUUUGGCAUCUGUUUUGUUGUAACGAGUAUAGAAUAGUCCCUCCUUUACAAAUUACCAUACAAGAAGCAUAAGCCACAACUUGAAAACCUUCUUAAAGAGUUCGAAACAUUGUUAUUUGGAAA